GAACCUCGAUUGGGAAACACUGGGUUAGUUACUCGUCUGACCAAUGUGUUUAACUUACUCUCCAUCAUCACUUUUAUUCUGAGUAACAUUCAUUAUUCACACAAAAACUACUUACACACCAAUCCUCACUAAUAUCAGGAUACUCGCUCUCAUUAAGGGAAAACCAGAAAAAAUACAUUUCUGCAGAUAUUUAAGUAAACUUACUCAGUGUAUGAGUUCUGCUUCUUUAUCUAAUGAUCUGCUGAGUGUUUCUAGCUCCUGUUAUUUUAUUUUAGUUUAUAUAUUUGUAUAGAGCUCUGACAGUUGUUCGUGCACAGCUGAAUGAAGUCACGAGAUAAUAAAUGAAGGUAAUGAAAUGAUAAUGUGUGUGAUGUAGAUUUUACCAGACUGUUAAUUCUGUUCUCUGUAUUUGCAGCGUUUUCAGGCUUAUACUUUCAGUAUUUACAGGCCUUUGCUCGAUGGAUCAGAAAGCUGUCUGAUAACAAACCAUAUCUCUGUGUGUGUGUGUGUUUAUUACCCUACCUCACUGCCCCUCCCCCUCUGCAGAAUAAACGGUUCGGAAGUGAAAGUGAAAGUCAGUCUCCAUUUUGUGUGGAGGGGAAAAUACACCAUUUCAGGAGUAAAAACACAGUGAGUAUCUACAUCUAAAGCUAUAAUAUAUAAACACACUGAAUGUACACUAGAUGCAGAAGAGUUUUGUGGGUUUGUACUGAAGUUUGAAUGUACACAGGUUGUUUUAUGACUUGAUACAGAGACUAUUUCCUGUAAGUGAACUCUGUGCUGAUACAGGGUUUGAUUUAACACACCGAUGUUGGAGUGAAGUAAACGUGUGUCCUGCUGUAAUCUGGAGAUGGAGACAUGACCUCCAACAUGAGUGUGUCUGGAAAACAGGACUUAAAGAGAGACGAGAGAAUGAUGGAGGGAAAGAGAUCAGACUCACCAGAACCCAGCUGUGUGUCCAUGAAGAGUGACACGUCAAUGCAUCAUCCAAUUCACUUCAGAGACGGAGCCAGUUCUCCUGAUGUGAGACCACAACAGAAGAAAUCAAACCUCAGCAGAAAUCAGUUGGACUCCAUAUUCCAGGAGCUGGAACACAAAGUCAUCACUCUGAUAAAGAAUGAGCUGAAGAGGUUUAGGAAGCUCCUGAGUCCAGGUUACCCAGCAUGCACUGAGAGGGAGGUGCAGGAUGAGGAGGAUCUGCACAGUGUCAGAGAGGGAGCGCUGAAGAUCACACUGCACGUCCUGAAGAACAUGAACCACACAGAUCUCGCUAACACACUGCACAACAAACUCGCCUCUGUGUAUCAGACAGAGCUGAAAUCCAGCCUGAGAGAGAAGUUUAAAAGAAUUAAUGAAGGAAUCUCACAGCAUGGAAGCUCAGCACUUCUGAAUGAGAUCUACACAGAGCUCUACAUCACAGAGGGUUGGAGUGGAAACGUCAAUAAUGAACAUGAGGUGAGACAGAUUGAGACAGCGUCCAGGAGACCAGCAACACAGGAGACACCCAUCAAAUGUAAUGAUGUCUUUAAAGACAAGUCCAUCAGAAGAGUGCUGACUAAAGGAGUUGCUGGAAUUGGAAAAACAGUCUCUGUGCAGAAGUUCAUUCUGGACUGGGCUGAAGGAAACGCAAAUCAGGACGUCACCUUCAUGUUUCCACUUCCCUUUAGAGAGCUGAAUCUGAUGAAGCAGGAACAUCUCAGUCUGAUGGAUCUUCUUCAUCACUUUUUCCCUGAGAUGAGAAAACUACAAUUAAUAGACUCCUACAAAGUGGUGUUGAUCUUUGAUGGUCUGGAUGAGUGUCGACUUCCUCUAAAUUUCCAGAAGAAUGAGAAUUUGUGUGAUGUGACAGAGUCAGCCUCAGUGGAUGUGCUGCUGACGAACCUCAUCAAGGGGAAUCUGCUUCCCUCUGCUCUCCUCUGGAUAACCUCUCGACCAGGAGCAGCCAAUCAGAUCCCUCCUGAGUGUGUAGACCAGGUAACAGAGGUACGAGGGUUCAGUGAUCCUCAGAAAGAGGAGUACUUCAGGAAGAGGAUCAGUGAUCAGAGCCUGGCCGAUAAAAUCAUCUCACACAUGAAGUCUUCAAGAAGCCUCUACAUCAUGUGCCACAUCCCAGUCUUCUGCUGGAUCUCAGCCACUGUUCUAGAGAGAAUGUUGGGUGAAGCAGAGAGUGGAGAGAUCCCCAAGACUCUGACUCAAAUGUUCACACACUUCCUGAUCUUUCAGAUCAAACACAAGGACCAAAAGUACCAUCAGAAAUGUGACCCUGAUCCUCAGCAGACUAGAGAGAGUAUCCUGGCACUGGGAAAACUGGCUUUCCAACAGCUGGAGAAAGGAAACCUGAUCUUCUAUGAGGAAGACCUGAGAGAGUGUGGCAUUGAUGUGAGAGAAGUGUCAGUGUACUCAGGAGUGUGUACCCAAAUCUUCAGAGAGGAGUUUGGGCUUCACCUGGGGAAGGUGUUCAGCUUUGUACAUCUGAGUGUUCAGGAGUUUCUGGCUGCUUUAUACACAUUUCUCUCCUUCAUCAGCAGAAAUGUAACAGAACAACCAACCACUGAUCUGUCUGAUCUUCUCAACAAGUCAGACAUGUCUGAUCUCCUCAGGAGUGCAGUGAACAAGGCCUUACAGAGUGAGAACGGACACCUGGACCUGUUCCUCCGCUUCCUUCUGGGUCUCUCACUGGAGUCCAAUCAGACUCUCUUACGAGGCUUAAUGCCACAGACAGGAAGCAGCUCUCACAGCAAACAGGAAACAGUCGAGUACAUCAAGGAGAAGAUCAGGGAGAACCCAUCUCCAGAGAAAUCCAUCAAUCUGUUCCACUGUCUGAAUGAACUGAAUGAUCAUUCUCUAGUGCAGGAAGUACAGACUUACCUGAACAGAGGAGGUCUCAGUCGUCUCAGUGGAACCAGACUCUCUCCUGCUCAGUGGUCAGCUCUGGUGUUUGUGUUACUGAACUCAGAUCAGGAGCUGGAUGUGUUUAAUUUGAGUAAAUAUGACCCAUCAGAGGAAUGUCUUCUGAAGCUGCUGCCAGUGGUCAAAGCCUCCAGAAGAGCUGAGCUGUGUCGGUGUGAUCUGACAGAGGAAAGCUGUAGAGUUCUGUCCUCAGUUCUCAGAUCAAACUCCUCCAGACUGAGAGAACUGGACCUGAGUCGCAAUAACCUGCAGGAUUCAGGAGUGAAGCUGCUCUCUGCUGGACUGGAGAAUCCACACUGUACACUGGAGACACUGAGGCUGCGUGGGUGUAAACUGACAGAGGAAAGCUGUAGAGUUCUGUCCUCAGUUCUCAGAUCAAACUCCUCCAGACUGAGAGAACUGGACCUGAAUCACAAUAACCUGCAGGAUUCAGGAGUGAAGCUGCUCUCUGCUGGACUGGAGAAUCCACACUGUACACUGGAGAUGCUGAGGAUGUGUUACUGCAGUAUUACAGAUGAAGGCUGUGCUGCUCUGGCUUCUGCUCUGAGGUCAAACUCCUCAUCACACCUGAGAGAACUGGAUCUGUUCGGUAAUAAUCCAGGAGAAUCAGGAGUGAAGCUGCUCUCUGAUCUACUGAAGGAUCCACACUGUAACCUGGAGACACUACACAUUAAGUAUAAUAAACUCAUCAGGACGGCGUAUGACAGGAGUCUCACCUCAAACCUCUUCUCCAGGAUAAAGCAGUUUUGGUGAAGAGUUAGAACCCGUCCCACAUUUCCAGCAGUUUGGGAGCUGAAUCAUUAAACUUAAAGGGGCAGAGCAGAAACAAAGUCAAGAACAGGCAGAAGGUCGUACACAGGAGAAAUCAACACACGUAACCAAAUAUCUGCUGUACAAAGCAACGGCACCGGUCUGCCCCGGGGAUGGAGACUGACGAGGCUUAAGUACACGUCCGGAAAUGUACAGCCAACUCAUCCCAAAUGCGGGAGCAGGCGUGUAUGAGAUGUGAUCAUCCAAUGGCAAGCCGGAACAUGACGCAUUGCAGUGGACUGGGCUUAAAAGAGGAGGAGACAAGACACCCAUCCCUCCCCCGACAUAGACACACGAAUGGAACAUAGUACAAACAGAAAUACAACUGAGGACGUAACAAUGGCCAACUAUCAAAUAAAAUGUAAACUUGCAUUGAUGAAGGUAACAUUGUUAACAUUGUUGUUAGUAAUUGUUUAUAAAUUACCAUGGUAACACAGAGCUCCAAGGUAUAAAAAUAUGGAGUUUGUCAUCAACCAAACAGUAACCAGUUUUAAUACCUAUAAAAGUUUACGUAGCAAAAUUUAGCAAAGCGCUUUACAGUAAAUUAAAAUGUAAAAUUAAACUAAUGAAAUGUUGUGCAGCACAUGCUUAUGUUAAUGUUUGUUACAUUAUAUGAUCAUAUAAAUAAAUAAAUACUCCCAAAGUCA
This is a messenger RNA of Ictalurus furcatus (blue catfish), 4367 nucleotides long. RefSeq names its product NLR family CARD domain-containing protein 3-like. Gene Ontology annotation, molecular function: protein binding. The coding region runs from base 859 to 3663 and encodes 934 amino acids. The transcript is spliced from 9 exons. The record is from RefSeq and is a predicted model, not a curated record. Lineage: Eukaryota; Metazoa; Chordata; Actinopteri; Siluriformes; Ictaluridae.